GGAAGUUAAAAAAAAAAAUUCCAUACAACUAUAAAUAUUCACAUUAAAUAUACAGUCUAGAAAUCAUAGAAUUUGAAGAAGUUUAAUUACAGAUUUGCUAACUUCAAACAAAACAAAGAAUGUUUCAACAACCACGUUAUUUUGAGAAUGUGUCACUGAGAUUGUCAGAGGUUCUUGCUGAUAUAGGAGUGAAUGAGAAAAUUGUUCAGAAAAGAAGAAGAACAUUCCUGCUGAUGGAAUCUAUGAGUACAAUAUCAGCACAACUAAUGAAUGUGAAUGAGUUAUGUUCAUCAUACUUCUUAGGCAGUCAGUCUGAGGGUUCUACUACACCGGGACUUAAAUCAGAUAGUGAUAAACUUAUCUAUGAUAAUGACAAUAAUCUGAUACAAGACUGGGCUGAAUGGGAACCUGAUGUGAGAAAUUACUUGAUGAUACAGGAUGAGACUGUAUCACCUGGUUAUUGUCUUAUACAGCUCCUGAGAAAUGAUUCUCCUCUUCUUUACAAUGAUGUACAUGUAUCUAACCAAUAUCAUUUCAGAGACAGAACAGGAAGAAUACUGCUAAAAAAACAUAGUCAUGACAGAAAUUGCAGCUGCUUCUUUUUAUGGGCGAGGACUGAGACACGGUCCAGCAUAUGCAGAACAAGGACAACCAGGGUUUAAUGAUAUUGACAUUGUUUUUGCUUUCCCCUGUACAUCAUGGCCUCUACAAGCUAGACAAUGGUUAGACUGGCAAGGUGUAGGUCAGUGGCCUUCAGAUCUCAUGAAGAGGUAUUGUAGCAGUACUGGAUGUUUUGCUGUUGGUGUUGGAAGCAAGGGCAGUGAAAAUGAAGAACUGGAAUGGAGAAUAUCAACAUCUCUAGCAGAAAGGUGUUUAAUGUUUAAUCUCGAUAUUACACAGAUUCGAUGUUAUGUGUUGAUGAAGAUGAUCUUAAAAACCUUCAUCAAACCAUACUUUGAAGACACCAUUUCAAGUUUCAUGUGUAAAACAGUUCUGUUCCAUUGUAUUGCAAAUACAUGUUUAAACAUUUGGAGAGAAAAACACUUACUUGUUUGUCUAUCAUUGUGUUUAUCUGUCCUGUAUAAAAGCAUCUUAAAUGAAAACUGUCCACAUUUUAUCAUAUCUGGAAACAAUUUGAUGCGAGGACAUAUUCCUCAUGAAUCUAAACCUUACAUUCUUGAAAUACUGAACUACAUCAUAAACAGCGAAGGAAGAGCAUUACUGGGUAUUGAGUGUGAUUCUCUUGGUGCAAGGCUUCAGCUAAAGUUGAGUAAUUUGCUCUUUGGGUUUGAAUUCAAAACAAAUGACAUUAUUUCAGGGCAUUUAUUACAAUUAACUGCACAUUUCAUUCAUUUCAAAAUACAAGAAUGUCUAAUUGAAAUUACAAACAGUAGUUAUGAAGAAGCUAUACAAACACUGCUGAAGGAUAUUUUCAAACUAGCCAUUAUUUAUGAUCAAUCCCUGGGACUGGAUAAAACAGCUUGCAGUCUUCUGGCUCCACAGUUCUGUACCACUCUUGGAUCUGUCCUGGGGUCCUACAACAUUCAACUGUUCAAUGCUAUAUCAGCAAAAGCUUUCACCUGGAUCUCAAUGGGUCUGAACACAGAUGUUUCAUCUAGUAAACUGAAGCUGGCAUCCAUGUUAUACUGUAUAGGGGAUACUCAAAGAACAGAAAUUGUUCUCAGAGACACUGAAGCAAACUAUGACCUAAACAUUGUUGAGCCAAUUUGUAGGUGUUAUAGUUUUAUCAAACAAGCUACAAGAAGAGGAUUCUUUGCAAUAUCUAACAAUCAUAAUGUAGAAGCUAUACAGUACACUACAGCAUUCUGUGUCACAUUUCUGCCAUGUGAAAUUAACUGUGUUCCGCAUGAACUAAGAUAUGAAAUGUUUAGAUCUACACAGGAGGACCUACCUUUCAGAGGUAUACUUGACUUCUGGAUGGACUGGGCAGUGGUAGAUUCUCUCCCUUACCUGUACUUUCUACAAUACAAGACCUACAGCAAUAUUCAGAGACAUCAAGAAAAGCAAAGAGCACUUUUCAACCUAGUCAAAACCAUUGACCAGGAACCAAACCUUGCACACAGGGAAACAGCUCUAAAUCUACUGGGACAGUGUAUGGAACAAGAGGACCGAGCUAGAGAUGCUUUACAUUGUUAUUUAUUAUCUCUAAAUCUAAGGGAGAGAAACAAUGCUGCCAAGCUCCAUAUCUGUAGACUGCUGUCUACUUUGGUAAAUGACUAUUAGUUUUAAAUGAACAAAUAAGUUAUUUGAACAGUAAGUUUGUCCAUAUCUGUCAAAUAUCAUAAGUAACCUGUAAGGGACAUAAAUAUUCCAAGUUAUCAGACCAGUAAGUGGAGAAUAUCAUUUAUUUAUU
This is a messenger RNA of Mercenaria mercenaria, 2374 nucleotides long. RefSeq lists its product as uncharacterized. The transcript has 2 exons. Gene Ontology annotation, molecular function: protein binding. Lineage: Eukaryota; Metazoa; Mollusca; Bivalvia; Venerida; Veneridae. Bases 577 to 2244 code for a protein of 555 amino acids. The record is from RefSeq and is a predicted model, not a curated record.